CGUUAUAAAAUAAGCAUGCGCGCGCACACAAAGUUCCAAGAAACAGAAACAGUAGUGCGACACAAUCAACUUUUAUCUCGGGAGUUUACAGCUCGCUUUCUGGAGUUCGCUUGCUUCGUUACCUUGAAAAGCUUGUCAAGUUCAUUCAGGAUUACAGCAAAGCUUAUUGGCCAUAAAACAGAGUCAAGACUCAAAAAGAAGCCCUGCAGAUCAAUAAUCCAGAUGGCUGCACGUAAGAUGUUGAUGCUUUUGGCCCUCACCAUGCUCAUCGCCUCAUCGAGUGCUGGACCCCUGGCUUAUGGUAUCUGUCAGACAGGCUGCAAUGCAGUGUGGGUUACCUGUGUUGCGGCAGCCGGAGGCGUGGCAGGCGUCAGUACGGGAGGGGCUGGAGUACCCGCCGCCGUCCUAGCAUGCAAUGCGGCCCAAGGAGUGUGUAUGGCUGCCUGUGUUGCCGCUGGUUUGUCGCCAACUUUGUAGAUGAGCACCACUAAAACAGAUUUCAACAAAUCUAGACUAGACAGACGCUCAAAGCAUUUGAAAAUGUGUUAGUGAAAUGAUUGUAAGUAGUAAUUAAUGCUAGUGAUCGCUUUGUAAAAGUAUGAUUGCAAAUGGAAGUACAGUAAACGUUUAAGUGGAAUCACA
Messenger RNA from Nematostella vectensis (starlet sea anemone), 642 nucleotides. RefSeq lists its product as uncharacterized. The coding region runs from base 16 to 477 and encodes 153 amino acids. The record is from RefSeq and is a predicted model, not a curated record. The transcript is spliced from 3 exons. NCBI's taxonomy places the organism in Eukaryota, Metazoa, Cnidaria, Anthozoa, Actiniaria, Edwardsiidae.